Molecule: messenger RNA, 1871 nt
Organism: Anopheles funestus (African malaria mosquito)
Lineage: Eukaryota; Metazoa; Arthropoda; Insecta; Diptera; Culicidae
Product: golgin subfamily A member 7
Exons: 3
Coding region: 298-732 (144 amino acids)
Biological process (GO): peptidyl-L-cysteine S-palmitoylation; protein targeting to membrane
Cellular component (GO): palmitoyltransferase complex
Source: RefSeq, a predicted model, not a curated record
AUUUGACAACACGAAAGCGAGAAAAAAUAAAGAACGAAAAAUCGAAAACAUUAUCAUUUUCCUGCGUGAAACUUGAUAUUUUCGUGAUUUUUAUCUUCUACGUAAGCAUUCAUUGCUUAUAAUUACCUGUGCUUAAUGCGUUAACCGGUGGUACGUAAUAGAAAGUUCCAUCAAGUGGUGACUGUGCAAGAUUGUGUGCUCCAUUGCACGUUCGUUCAUGUAAACUGCACAAAAGUACAGAUUGCUCCCCACACACAAAACGGAACACUAGCGAUCAACGCAAGGCUAGCCUUCCCCAUGGCCACUGUACGAAUGUCACAGCCGGGCACUCCGGCCACCACCCAGCCAAACUACAUGAAAGUAUUCAUCCAGCGGGAUUACAGUGAAGGCACUUCGGUAAAGUUCCAGAACCGCUUUCCCCCCGAGCUGGAGAGUAGGAUCGAUAGACAUACCUUCGAGAGCACCAUGAACAAACUGAACGAGUAUUUUGCAGAGGCAGAGAAAGGUUCUUGCAGCACAUAUUGUGAAGGUUGUCUGGCCUGUAUUACAGCUUACUUGAUUUACAUAUGCACGGAAACACACUACGAAAAGUGUCUCCGGAAGGUAUCGAAGUACAUCGCGAUGCAAAAUGAACGGGUAUACAAUCCAAAAGGGCUGCAAAUCACGGACCCGGUGUAUCGUGGGCUGCGUGUAAUAGAAAUAUCCAUACUCGAUCGACCUGGGCGCACGUGACUGCCGCUGUCCCAUUCAACGGAGGAAUUCUUCAUGUAGGAAGGUGUCGCCCGUGCGCAGCCAAACGUGUCCUCCGGCGAAUAGGCGGAAUGAAGGGGAAAACGCAGCAUUAGCGUGCGGCAAUCGUAUGGAAACAUAAAGCUAAGAACAAAACUUCCAAUCGACGAUCGAGUAUCGGGGGUAGGGACGUAAAUCGCAAAACAAAUUGCAUUACUCCCAAUCCCACUCGAGACAGGACCGACGGACAGCUGGACGCACGGACGUGUACACAUACUCACUUUACAUCAGACACGACUUCUUCAUACACCCCAUAGCGACAGAUUAUUCCUGUAGAAAACGUCUACGAACGAGACAACGAUACGCUCGGAAGAGAUUUCCUCUGCCGCAGCGUCAGCGGGACGAUACGUCAUGUUGAAUAUGUUUAAAGUAGCCAACCUUUUUACCUAAGCCCCUGAUGUCAUCGCGGUUCCCCACUUUCCAAAACACAACAAACAGUUCAGUCGGUAGGUUACCUUUGGUCAGCGGUAACCGGUUGCAUUACAACCUCAUACCGAAACUGGAACGUUAAUCAAGAUCGACUGAUCGUGUUGCAGGGCAUUAAAAGUGCAGCCGGAGCAUAAGAGAGAUAGAGAGAGUGAGAAGAUUCGCAGGCGCAAAUCAGAUAUCAUCACAUGAAUUCCAUUACUUAUACAAGCCCCUCUUAACUUAUACUGUAAGGUAAAACAAAGCAAAACAAAACAAAAAAACAACGUAAAGUGAACAGUGGGAAAAGAUGUACAUGGUGACAACAGUGCUCUCUCCCUUUGCCACGCCUUUGGAACACUCCACAGGGCACCACGUCAACCAACAUUGGCCUGCGAGUAGUCCAGGCACUAAAGAUAACGAAUGGCAGCAGUUGAAUCAGCUAGUGUACUGACAAACGAUUCUUUAACAACACAAAAAACACACACACACACACACGUUGUAUUUCGUUCCGUUUAGGGAUUAACCCGUUUCUUGAACUGUAUUGCAUCGCACCCGAUGCGCUGACGGUGGUGAAGGUAGAACGGUGAGUGAAUGAGCGAGUGCAAAGUUAAUAGUGGAAUGCAUUUGUGCAAGAGGUAAUAAUAAAUGAGACGAAAAAGAUGGUUCUAUAUUUA